AUGGCUCGCGGUGUACUGCUCACAUCGAACCUUCCUCAGCUCCAAAAUCUUAUCAAGAGAGAUCCUGUAGCGUACAAAGAAGAGUUUAUACAGCAAUGGAAUCAUUACAACAGUGUCCGCCGCAUUUUUCAGAUCAACCCAGACGAACAGGCACAUCACUUCAAAGAGCUUGUCUCAUUCAUCUCUCAGGUUGCGUCUUGUUACCCGAAAGAGACAGUCGACUUUCCGACUCACCUUUCGUCCCUACUACUGGAACACUACGGAGCACUUUCUGCUGAUACUCGGCAUACGUUAGUCCAGAACCUUGUCCUUCUCCGAAAGAAGAAUGUCAUUGCAUCGAUAGAGCUGCUCAAAACACUCUUCCCUCUUCUUCCCCGCACGACAUCUUCGUCCCUUCGUACUUUCAUACGCAAGACAAUUUUGAAUGAUAUCAAAACAGCCAACCAGCACUCGAAGAACCACAAGCUCAACAGAGCUGUCCAAGCGAUGCUUUUUGGUAUGCUAGAGCAUGGGAUGGACGGUGAAGUUAUUGGUGACAAGGGCAAGGCAAGAGCUCAAUCCACGCAGAGCGCUCCUGCUACUAGUCAAAAUAACCACGAUGCUAUGUGGGCCGUUGUCCUGACGAAGGAGUUGUGGAAGAAAGGCAUUUGGGAUGACGCGAAGUCCGUGGCAAUUGUCGCUCUGGGAUGCUUUCAUCCAGUGGUCAAAGUGCAGAGUGCUUCGCUACAUUUCUUUCUUGGGAGUGAGGAGGAGGAAAAUGACAGUGACGACGAAGAUCCUGAUCAUGUAUACAUCAGGUCUCUAGAGCACAAACGGAAUGUCACAAAAAAGACACGUAGCGGCGACAACAAAUUGCGCAGAAACAUAAAGGCGGCUGCGAAGAAACGCAAAGCAAGAUCCAUCGGAUCGACGCCCAACUUCCCGGCGCUCCACCUUCUGAACGAUCCGCAAACGUUUGGAGAAAAACUUUACGAUAUCCUUAAUAAGUACGACAAGCGCUUUUCCCUCGACCACAAGAUCCUCAUCAUGCAACUGCUAUCACGCGUGAUGGCAGCGCACAAGCUGACCGUUCUAAGCUUCUACACUUAUAUUCUUAAAUAUCUCACUUAUCACCAGCUACGCGUGCCUGCUAUCCUGGUCGCUCUUGCCCAGUCUGUCCACGACCUCACUCCACCCGAUGUCUUAACGCCAGUGAUACAGAAGCUGGCGCACGAAUUCAUUCAUCCCGGUGUUGGCAGUGAAGUCAUCGCCGCCGGACUGAAUUCCAUUAGAGAGGUAUGUCGAAGACAGCCGUGGGCAAUGGAGGAAGACCUUUUGGGUGAUUUGGUGGAAUAUAGGAAAAGUCGAGAGAAGUCUGUCACAGCUGCAGCUAGAGGAUUAUUGCAGCUAUAUCGCGAAGUCAAUCCUGGUAUGUUGAAGAGAAGAGAGCGGGGAAAAGCAGCAAGCAUGGGAAUCGCGGAAGGCAGCCAACCAUUACCAUUUGGUCACAGUGCGCAAGCAGCUGUGGAUAUCGAAGGCCUUGUGCUCCUCGAGGACCAUCUCAAAGAACUGCGGGCCGAAGCUGGCGUUCAAUCUGGCGAAGACGAUGCCGACGAAGAUGCUUGGGAUGGUUGGGACGUGGAAUCGGAUUCAUCUGAACAAUCAGACGAUUCUGAUGGCUGGAUCGCAGUGGCCAGCGACGGAGAUGACCACUUGAGCCUCAGUGACAGCGAUGACGAAAGUAGUAAAAAGAAAGAACGAUUGACUGAACCAAUUCCCCCACACGAAGAGAGUCGCGUUUCGUCAUUGGCCACUACGAAGAUCCUCACACCUGCCGACUUCGCUUUGCUCAACGAUCUUCGCCUCAAAGCGGCCACCAAGGAGGUAGAAAGUGGCGGCGGCAAUGCUGCAAAGCGCAAGCUAGCAGUCCUCGAGGCAUCUAAGAAGGCUAUGUCGUCGAAUGCGGACGAUUCCAACAACUUCAUUUCGGAGAACGACAUCCUUGGGCCUCGAAAGAAAGCCAAAGCUGACUAUGAGGAGCGUAUGGCUUCAAUCGCAAAAGGACGCGAGGGACGCGAGAAGUUUGGUUCCUUGAAGGGGAAGAGAAAUAAGGAGAUGCCGAGCAGUUCAACCAACAGGGAAAAGAAGAAGAACAAGCCAAUCAUGAUGAUAAUGGGCAGCAAGGAAGUCAGAGGAAAGAAGAAGGCGUCGUUGCGGGACAAGCAGCAGAGGUUGAGGGCUCAUAUUGACAAGGCGAAGAAAGCAUAUCAUUGAGUAUCUCGAUUUCACUCUGUU
This is a messenger RNA of Heterobasidion irregulare TC 32-1, 2274 nucleotides long. RefSeq lists its product as uncharacterized. The record is from RefSeq and is a predicted model, not a curated record. The transcript has 9 exons. NCBI's taxonomy places the organism in Eukaryota, Fungi, Basidiomycota, Agaricomycetes, Russulales, Bondarzewiaceae. Gene Ontology annotation, cellular component: nucleolus. Bases 1 to 2253 code for a protein of 750 amino acids. Gene Ontology annotation, biological process: ribosomal large subunit export from nucleus; ribosomal large subunit biogenesis.